CAUCUUCAUCAGCUCAAGCAUUUGCCUUCUACGAAACAAUUGCUAUUCCUUAAAUAAGUUUAUUCCCCGUCUCUUUAAUUUACAUUCCAGAAAUGGCCGUCACCUGCUUCACCCAUGAGUUCACAACCACUAUUGCCCCGGCAAGGAUGUUUAAGGCCCUGGUCCUUGAAGCUCACUUGCUCAUUCCCAAGAUUGUGCCCCAGGGUAUCAAGAGCAUUGAGUUCGUCCAAGGAGAUGGUGGAGUCGGAAGCAUUAUGCAGACCAACUUUGCCGAAGGUGGCCACUUGAAGUGCCUGAAGCACAGAAUCGAUGCCCUUGACACCGAGAAGCUGGUGUGCAAGUACACCCUGGUCGAAGGUGACGUCAUCUUUGACAAGAUUGAGUCGGUUGUUUAUGAGGUCAAGUUCGAGGCCUCAGGUGAUGGCGGAUGCGUCUGCAAGAAAACCAGCGAGUACCACGCUAAGGCCGGAGUCGAGCUCAAGGAAGAGGACAUCAAGCAAGGGAAAGACAAGGCCAUGGGAUUGUAUAAGGCCCUCGAGGAGUACCUCUUGGCCAAUCCUGGUUGCUGCGCUUAGUUGAUUUUCCCUGGCGCUUGUCUGAACUUAUGAACUUGGGUUGCUGAAUAAUUUUCUGUUUCUCUUUUGCCCUUUUCCUUUUCUUUUUUAAAUUUAUUUUUUUUUCUGUUCUCUACUCCCUUAGUUUCUGGUCCUCCAGACUUUUCAUUCUCAUUGAAAGAAUUUGUGUUUUUAAGCUUGAAUGAAAAUAAUAAAUUACAUUCUUCAUUAUGGAA
This is a messenger RNA of Punica granatum (pomegranate), 790 nucleotides long. The record is from RefSeq and is a predicted model, not a curated record. NCBI's taxonomy places the organism in Eukaryota, Viridiplantae, Streptophyta, Magnoliopsida, Myrtales, Lythraceae.